GUUAUAGGGACUGAGUGUGUGAGCCCUUAAACUAAUGACUUUUUUCUUCUCAGUUUCGUCCUUGGAAGUCAGUUUCUAACUGCAAUAGAGCAACAAAUAAUCUGGGAGUUUGUGGCCGGCAAGGACCAUGCUGACUUUGCAGAGCUCCACUGUCCUGCUGCUUUUGAGCUUCCUGGCUGAUCUGAGCUGCUCCCUGAACCCAAGAGACCCCAAUGUGUGCAGCCUUUGGGAGAGCUUCACCACCUCGGUGAAAGAGUCCUACUUGCAUCCCUAUGACCAUGCAACAGACGAGCCCUGCUCGGACCCUCGGACCUCCUACAGAUGCACACGCCACAGAAUCACCUACAAAACAGCCUACAGGCAGGCGGUAAAGACAGACUACCGCAAGAGGUACCAGUGCUGUCCAGGCUAUUACGAGAGCAGAGACAAAUGUGUUCCUCGCUGCACCAGGGAGUGUGUCCAUGGCCGGUGUGUCGCUCCAGACCGGUGCCAGUGUGAGGGAGGCUGGCGAGGCGACGACUGCUCCAGUGCCUGUGAUGACAAACACUGGGGCCCAGACUGCAGUCAGCAGUGCAACUGUGAGAACGGAGCUCUCUGCGAUCCUGUGAAGGGGACAUGUCAGUGUCCUCCGGGCUUCAUGGGACGCUACUGCAAGGAGUCCUGUCCUGUGGGCAACUUCGGGAAGGGCUGUCUGCAGAAGUGCAAGUGUGGGACUGGAGGAUCCUGUGAUAAAGCAACAGGAGAAUGCUUAUGUCAGGAUGGGUUCACUGGGACAUUUUGUGAGAUGUUAUGCUCCAAGAGAUGCCAGGCACGAUGUCCCUGCCAGAAUGGAGGUAUCUGUAAGGGCAAAGGGAUCUGUGCUUGCCCCCCUGGGUGGACGGGUGCAGUCUGCACAGAGCAAUGUCCAGAGGGAAGGUUUGGACCAAACUGUGCUGAGGAGUGUGUCUGCCACAACAGGGGAAAAUGUGACCCUGAAACUGGACAGUGCCAGUGUGCCAAAGGUUUCACUGGUAACAGGUGUAAUGAGGAGUGUGCUGCAGGUACUUAUGGUCAGGACUGUAAAGGUGUGUGUGACUGUGCCAAUGGUGCACGUUGCUACAACAUCGAUGGAGGCUGUCUAUGUGAGCCAGGCUUCAGUGGUCCACAGUGCAGGGACAGGAUGUGUGCACCCAGCAAAUAUGGCAUGCACUGUGAACGCACGUGUCUCUGUCAGGACAAACACACGCUCAGCUGCCAUCCAAUGAAAGGAGAGUGCACAUGCCAGCCAGGGUGGGCAGGACUUUACUGCAAUGAGACCUGCGCUCAUGGCUUCUAUGGUCACGGCUGCCUGGAGCCGUGUCUGUGUGUUAAUGGAGGGGUGUGCGAUAGUGUCACCGGUCGAUGCCAGUGUGCCCCCGGGUUCACAGGGGUUCACUGUGAGAAUCCAUGUAAAAGUGGCACUUAUGGCAAAAACUGCUCUCUGGACUGUUCCUGUGAAAACUUUGUCAACUGCUCACCGAUCGACGGGACGUGCUUCUGCAAAGAGGGCUGGCGAGGGCUGGACUGUUCCACCCCCUGCUCUGAGGGAACCUGGGGCCCAGGAUGCAACACCACCUGUCACUGCGCCAAUGGGGCAAAAUGUAACCCUGCAGAUGGGUCCUGCACAUGUGCAGCCGGCUGGAAGGGGGCGCGCUGUGACCAGCCAUGCUCUAUGGGCACGUUUGGGCCAGGCUGCCUGAAGAGGUGUGAUUGUGUUCAUGCUGACGGCUGCCAAGCUGCCACUGGGGAGGGCCACUGUCUGCCCGGGGGGUGGGGUGAGCGAUGCCAGCAUGCUUUAAUCUGUGUUUUGGAUAUGGGCACGUUUGGGCCAGGCUGCCUGAAGAGGUGUGAUUGUGUUCAUGCUGACGGCUGCCAAGCUGCCACUGGGGAGUGCCACUGUCUGCCAGGUUGGUGGGGCUCCCGCUGCAGUCUGCCAUGUUCAGAGGGUCUGUGGGGUCGCCACUGUAACCAGACCUGCUUCAAGAAUUGCCCCAACAGCGACACAUGCUUAAGAGAAACCGGAGCAUGUGUGUGUCGCCCCGGCUACUGGGGAGCCACAUGUCAGAACAAAUGCAGAGCUGGUAUAUAUGGUGACCAGUGUAGCAUGUCCUGCCCCUCCUGUGGCCUCUCGUACCGCUGCCAUCAUGUGACAGGAGAGUGUGACUGCCUAUCUGGCUACACUGGACCCAACUGUGAUCAAGUUUGUCCACCAGGCUACUAUGGCAAACAGUGUUCUGAAGUGUGUGUGAACUGUGCCAACAACUCCACAUGCGACCAUCGGGACGGUCACUGUGAAUGUUUGCCUGGUUGGACUGCUACUGACUGCUCCAUACCUUGUAGUCUGGGACGGUUCGGCCCAUUCUGUGCUCAGACCUGCUCCUGUCCGAUAAACCUCGUGUGUGACCGAUUUACAGGGGACUGUGUCUGCGAAAGUGGAGGGGACGACUGUAAACAAGAGUCAUCUGAGCAGUCAGGGAGUGUUAUGGUUCCUCUUCCGCCUGGUGAAAGAGAGUCAUGGGGGGCCAUUGGUGGCAUCGUUGUGCUCGUCAUCCUGGUGGUCCUGCUGCUCGCUCUGCUGCUGCUCUACCGUCGCAGGCAGAAGGACAAGCAGAACACGCCCACUGUCUCCUUCUCCACCAGCCGCACUGUCAACUCUGAAUACGCUGUUCCAGAUGUUCCACACAGCUACCACCACUACUACUCCAACCCCAGCUACCACACACUGAGCCAGAACAGGCCUCCUCUGCCGCACCUCCCCAACAACCACGACCGCACCAUCAAGAACACCAAUAACCGGCUGUUCUGCAGUCUGAAAAACAUGGAGAGGGAGAGGAGGGGUCUGUUUGGGGUUGAGAGCAACGCAACUCUGCCUGCAGACUGGAAACACCAUGAGCCCCACAAAGACUCAGGAGCUUUUGGGAUUGAUCGGAGCUACAGCUACAGUGCCAGCCUCGGAAAGUAUUACAACAAAGAGCUGAAGGACACAGUGGCAGUGAGCAGCAGCUCUCUGAACAGCGAGAAUCCUUAUGCUACCAUCAAAGACCUGCCCAGCCUGCCUUUCUGUCCCCCAGAGAGCAGCUACAUGGAGAUGAAGUCAGCCAUGCCCAGAGAGCGAGCUUACACAGAGAUCAGCCCACCGCCCUUCAACAUGGCCACAUUACACAGAGAGCGUCAGAGCUCCCUCGGUCACCCUCCACACGAGGACCCCCAGAACCACUAUGACCUCCCAGUGAACAGCCACAUCCCGGGACACUACGACCUGCCUCCUGUCCGCCGACCCCCCUCCCCAUCCCCGAGAAGAACAACUCAAUGACCGGCACAGUAGCGCAGCAAGUUUCCCUCCUCUGCAGAUUGGGGAUGAUUUCAGGUUUGCAAAAAAAGAGCAAACUUCAUGCUCCUCUCUGACAGUCAGAGCUGUAGACCACCCACAGAGCAGAGGCCAGGCAUCUGAUCCUGUGAGCGACUCCUGUUUACUGCGGAUAACCCUCGUUCAACUCAACUCUGCCUCUCUGUGGGCUAAAGUGGUACUUGCUUCACCGUGACAGACUUGUCAUCCAGACCGGUGAGCCAGCAGGCUGUAGUGAGGACUGCUGGACUGUGGCGUCGCCAGUGGGGCUUCAGCUGCAUUCACAUCCCAUGGGAAAAAUAUUCCUAAAGACUUCACAGCUGAAAGCAGCAACUUGGGAUUGUUUGUGUUUGAAGUCAUCAAAAUAUGCUGUAAAUGAUGUUUUCCACCGAUUUUGUUUGCUACUGAUCAGCGCGUUUCAUUAGAAUUCAAACUGUCUGCUAAAAUAACAAAUGUCAUUGUUUGAUGUUGCUAUUUUAUUUUUUGGUAAAAUUUGAGUAUACUGAAUCUAUAAACUUGCCAAACUUUUUUAACAGGGAGCCUUCAAUCAGCUCAUACGGCUGGACUUUCAUUUAUGUCUUUUAAAAUUCAAAAAGGUUACGGGACCUUUUAAAGACACCCUGUGGCACAUAUGAGGUUGUCUUACAGCAAACUGCUUGGGUAAAUAACUGCCAUUUGACUGUCUUGUGACAUACACAUUAACAAAACCGGUUUUCUUUAUUACUGAUAUUUCAUCACAAACUAUUGGUUCGCCACCUUAGAGCCAAGUUAGCAUUGUCUUUUCCAAAUGUGGCAUUCACAGACACAAGUACUCACCCCGUUUGUUUACAUGGUUCACUCAUUGCUGUUGCCAGAUGAAAACUUUGUAAAUAUUGAAAUAGGAAUAUUGUUAGCCAGUCAUGUUUUAUGAUGUACGAGUUUUUAAGGGGUCUGUGGGACCACAGAUCACAUUUAAUUAUUAAUAAACACCAAAAGGUCAGUUUAAGCACAAAUACAGUUCAUGUUGUGAAAAAUACUGUCAAACCAGGAAGUACAAGCCAACUCAAAGCAGCAUUAUGAAUGUGCAUGCACUGUCCAGCAGCAGCAAGUUUUGCAAAUCAAGUCUGUGCAUGGUAGAUACUGCCAAAGGGGAAAGGUGUUUUUGUACUAUGGGUGAAUUGACCUGUUAAACAUUCUGCCAAAAACACACUAAACUUCAUGGUUUAAAACAGCCAGGGAAAAAAAUCUGUAGGCCUACCGUUAUUCAAGUCAUUAUUUCUAAACUUUGUCAAUCAGCAUCUUGCGUUGCCUCUAAAUAAUUUUAGAAAUACUACAAUGUGUUUGUUUUCUGUCAGUGUUGGACCAAAGGUUUACUAUCCUGCCAAACCCAGUGUACCAGACAGAGUGGACAUUGUGCUUUAAAUGCUUGGGUAGAGCUUCAGCGUUUUUAAAUAUGGUCAUAUAUUUGUGAAUGUAACCAUAAGAUGUGUAUAUAAUGUAAAUAAAAAUGGCUGCACUUUUCAACACCGAUUUUGAAU
Monopterus albus (swamp eel) is the source of this 4881-nucleotide messenger RNA. It is a transcript of the gene pear1, whose product is annotated as platelet endothelial aggregation receptor 1. NCBI's taxonomy places the organism in Eukaryota, Metazoa, Chordata, Actinopteri, Synbranchiformes, Synbranchidae. Gene Ontology annotation, molecular function: protein binding. Gene Ontology annotation, cellular component: membrane. Bases 128 to 3331 code for a protein of 1067 amino acids. The transcript has 24 exons. The record is from RefSeq and is a predicted model, not a curated record.